AUGUUCGGAUUUCUCUCUCACAGAAAGUUGAAGAAUUCGUUUGUAGGGAAUGUCUUGAUGUCUGUCGGGCUCUCGGUGACGGUGACUUUUUUCUUGAUGUCCUUCUACUGCACCUCGCCCAAGUCGACACGUGCAACAGUGCUGUACGAUAUACUGAUGCGGUGCGAGACGAUGGAGCACCCGCCAGAAACAUGCGAAAACGCUAGGGCCGAGUGGUCAGGUAUGUUUGCGUCAAAGACACUUAUAGACGAUGAAGUAACUCUAAAACGCGUUGUCGCUGAUAGCGAUGAAGAGCCGACAAAAUAUGAAAGUAGUCGUGGAGAUAUGCCAGAAAAUGGCGCAGAGCCACAAACGUAUAACGAGGAUGCAGCAGAUUUUCCAGACCCUCCCGAGAUGCCUAAAGUUAUCAGUAAAAGAAGAUAUUUGUUUCCCAUGCAAACGCGAGGACUUGGUCCCAGUGUACAGUAUGAAAGUUUUAAAUUGGCUGCAGCCUUUGCUAAACAAUUGAAUCGUAGCAUUGUACUAGUGCCAUUCUUCCAUCACCGUGGUCACGAAGAGGCGAGCUCUCGGCCAUUUGCAAUGACUAUCCGUUGCCAAUGUUAG
This is a messenger RNA of Saccoglossus kowalevskii, 603 nucleotides long. RefSeq lists its product as uncharacterized. The record is from RefSeq and is a predicted model, not a curated record. Gene Ontology annotation, molecular function: peptide-O-fucosyltransferase activity. Lineage: Eukaryota; Metazoa; Hemichordata; Enteropneusta; Harrimaniidae. Gene Ontology annotation, biological process: protein O-linked glycosylation via fucose.